AUGCCUGCCCGCCCCUACAGACCCGUUCACCGGCCUGAUGAGACCCCAACACGUGUUGGCCCGAAUGGUUUUCGUCGCCCAUCUCCUUACGAUGGUAUGGGCAACGACCCUGAUGAUAGAUAUCGACCCGAUCACUGCCCCCACUGUCUCAUAUAUCUGAGCGGAUCUAAGGAUAGAGGCUAUUUGUGUGCCAAUUGCGAGCCCCUCAUCGACUCGCGGAUUUGGCUUGUUCUGAAAAGGGCAGCCGUUGGUGUAUGCUCUGGUAGAUGCGGCGGAUAUCUUUCCCCGGAGGAGCGCUCUGCUCAAAGGUAUAUGUGCGACCGGUGCCUUCCUGGAUGGAGAGCCCACGUCCAAGACAUGGCGGACUCGGGUAUCGUCUCGGCGGUUCGGCGUCGCGAGUUUCGAACUCUUCGCCACUCCUAUGAGGCGGAUAUGCGUGAGCAGGCCACUGUGGGUGGCCGGUGCAUCAAUCUCCGCUGCGCAAGACCGAUGCAGGCGCAGGAUUGCUUUGAUCCUUGGGUUCCUAGAGGAUACCGCUUUGCAUACUGCUCGACCUGUCGUCUGGAGCUGACAGUUGAUGGCUACCCAGACCCAGCCAGAAUGGCGAUAACGGAGCAUGCUGUUCAUAACACAGCCGCCCCUCAGGGCGCACCCAGGGCUGACCAGAACCAGACCGCAGGACACUCCGCAGCUGGCAACACUACCGGGGGAUUCAAUAUCCAUCGCGACCGUGCUGCUCGGGCGUCUGAAGGUAUGAACCUGCCUCCAUUCCUCACUGGCGACGACGUUCUGGCUGCCGAAAGACUUCUCCAGAUGAGGUCGGGGCAAUUACCCAAUCAGCAGUUCCCCAAUCAGCAGUACACCGAUGAAAACAGACAGCCCUCCGGAGGCUCGAUUGGAGCAUCAACUCUCGUCAUGGGUGAUUCUCCCAACACACGCGCUCCGCUUGGAGACCGAAGCGAGAACAUUUAGUCUCUGGAAGAUCCAGAGGACGUUGCCGCUCGAGCUGUCUUUCGGGAGCGGGCUCAGUAGUGACAAGUGCUGAUGCUUACCUGUCUGUUUUGUGCUACGGCUACCUGAGUCAUAUGAGUAUCAACCCAGGAAUUUCCCGUCUUAUUACUGACUCUAGAAUGGAAAUAUUAUUAGCCCGGUCGCUUUGGCCGAUAUCAAGCUCGGUGGGUUGAUCUUUGAGAUAGAUUUGGAUAAGAG
Ilyonectria robusta is the source of this 1209-nucleotide messenger RNA. RefSeq lists its product as uncharacterized. Bases 1 to 972 code for a protein of 323 amino acids. NCBI's taxonomy places the organism in Eukaryota, Fungi, Ascomycota, Sordariomycetes, Hypocreales, Nectriaceae. The transcript has a single exon. The record is from RefSeq and is a predicted model, not a curated record.